AUGGCCAGAUAUGGCACUUUAAAGUCCAGCUAUAAUAGUAUCUGUUAUUAUGCCUCUUACAUGGAUGAUGAAUUUAAUGAACGGCAGCAGAUGUUUGACAAGCAUUCAGUAGAGCUGAAGGAAAAAUGGAUUGAUAGAGGAUUUGUGGGAGACGGGUUUGUAAUGGAUUCAAGAGUAAGGACCGAUAGAAGUAGAAGAACAUUCAGAGUGUUAGACCCGAGGGUAUCUCGGGCUGAAGGUGAUCACAAGCAAGAUGAACUUGAGAGGGGAAACGAAUUCGUCAAUGCAAUUGGGGAGAUGACCAAAAUGGAACAGUCCAUAUUUAAAAACAUGGAUGCGGAGUGCUUUUCUUUCCUAAACUGUGCUCUGGAGAAUGAUAUGGCACCUAUCUUGAUUGUUGCUACAAACAGAGGCAUUACUACCAUCCGUGGCACUAACUACAAAUCUCCACAUGGGAUUCCAAUUGAUUUUCUUGAUCGACUGCUUAUAAUCUCCACGCAACCGUACACUGAAGAAGAUAUAAGAAAAAUUCUGGACAUCAAGUGCCAAGAGAAAGACGUAGAAAUGUCCGAAGAUGUAAAGGUUUUACUUACAAAGAUAGGGGUUGAUACAUCAUUGAGGUAUGCCAUACACCUAAUUACGGCUGCUGCUUUGGCUUGCCAAAAGAGGAACGCCAAUUUAGUCCUUCGACUAUUUUGA
Messenger RNA from Coffea arabica (coffee), 699 nucleotides. The record is from RefSeq and is a predicted model, not a curated record. NCBI's taxonomy places the organism in Eukaryota, Viridiplantae, Streptophyta, Magnoliopsida, Gentianales, Rubiaceae.